Molecule: messenger RNA, 3473 nt
Organism: Sesamum indicum (sesame)
Lineage: Eukaryota; Viridiplantae; Streptophyta; Magnoliopsida; Lamiales; Pedaliaceae
Molecular function (GO): protein binding
Source: RefSeq, a predicted model, not a curated record
GAAAGUUGAAAGAGAAAAAAGGCAGGCUGGAGAAAACAGAAAAAAGAUAAGGAAAACACGUAGCCAAGGGUUUAUUAGGGCUUUGGGGUUCUUCCACUUCCCACUGCCUGUCUUCUCCGAAGGAAAACUAACAGCGACGAUGAAGUCCUUGGUUCCUUUUCCUUCGUCGUCUUCUUCAGUUCAUUCAAGACUGCUACUCUCGUUCAGCCAAUACAAGUGUUUAUCAUCUGCAUCUUCUUCUUCUUCCUCCAUCGGGGAAAUUGCCGGUGUACCCGUCCGGAGCUCUGAUUCUGUUGAAGCAAACCCAGCUUCAGAACCCCAAAACUCAAUCAAGAUCCAAACUUUUCAAAAUCCAUUUGCUGAUAACACACGAUUAAGCCAAAUCUAUGUUGUCGACACCCUUUUAUCUCAUAUAAACGACCCUUUGGCCGCUCUUGAGUACUUCAGGUCGGUUGAGAAACAGCCCGGUUUCGUGCGAGAAAUUGGGGAUUCGUUCUUCGUGCUGCUUCACAUUCUGGUAAGUUCCCGUGAUCAUCACGGUGCAGCUAGGAAUUUGCUUAAUAACUACUUGUCCGGUGAUUCUGCCCCCUCCGGUGUUGUACUUGUUGAUCGCUUGAUUAACUGUUCGGAAAGAUUUGGUUUUGGCCUGAAGCCGCGGGUUUUUGAUUACUUGUUGAAUGGGUAUGUUAAAGCACGGCGUUAUAAAGAUGCAGAAGAUUGUUUCUAUUUAUUGGUUUCUCGUGGCAUAACGCCACAUGUCCGUAUUUUGAAUAAUUUCUUGAGCUCAUUGAUUAGGUCAAAUAUGAUUGACGAAGCAAGGGGAUUGUUCAGGGACAUAGUUAGAAAGAAACAAACUUAUGAUUGUGCAACUGUGUACAUGAUGAUGUGCUCUGCUCUGAGAGAAGAUAAGGUGGAAGAGGCUCAAAAGUACUUUAUGGAUGCAAAGAUUAGUGGAAUCAAGCUUGAUCUUCCUGUUUAUUGCACUGCAGUUCGGGCCGCUUGUAUGAAACUGGAGAGCAAUGUUGCAUGUGGCUUGUUGAAUGAGAUGAAGGAGAGGGGUUGGGUUCCUUCUGAGGGUACAUUUACACAUGUAAUAUGUACUUGUGUGAAGCAGAGGAAUAUGAUGGAAGCAUUAAGGCUGAAGGAUGAGAUGAUUAACAGUGGACAUUCCAUGAAUGUGGUGGUUGCUACUAGCUUGAUGAAGGGCUACUAUCAGCAGGGCAAUCUCCGCAGCUCUUUGGCACUGUUUGAUAAGAUUGUUGAAGAUGGAGUUGCUCCAAACAAGGUCACCUAUGCAGUCCUCAUAGAAGGUUGCUGUAUUGAUAGAAACAUGGUGAAGGCUAAAGAGUUAUACAUGCAAAUGAAAUCCGCAGGUAUUCCACCAACUGUCUAUAUCGUAAAUUCCCUUAUUAGAGGGUACUUACAAGCUCAAUUGACGGAUGAGGCAAUGAUGUUAUUUGAUGAGGCUGUUAAGGAUGGCAUGGCCAAUGUUUUCACUUAUAAUAAUCUAAUAUCCUGGUUCUGUGAAGGGGGAAGGGUAGAUGAUGCUUGCAGGAUAUGGGAUAAAAUGAUUGAUCAGGGGGUUGAACCAACUGUGGUUUCCUAUAACACUAUGAUUAUGGGGAACUGCAGAAAAGGGAAUGUGGAUGUCGCAUUGGAGUUACUUUCUGAAAUGACUGAAAGGAAUUUGAAAGCAAAUGUUUUCACAUAUAGUAUAUUGGUGGAUGGGUAUUUCAAAAAAGGUGAAACUGAAAGGGCCAUUGGACUGUUUGAUCAUAUGGUGAGUUUGGGGAUUGCCCCAACUGAUGUCACAUUCAAUACAGUCAUCAGUGGGUUGUGCAAAGUUGGCCAAACCACUGUAGCAAAAGCUAGAAUGGAAAAGUUUGUAUCGAUGGGUUUUAUUCCCAUUUGCAUGACUUAUAAUAGCCUCAUUGAUGGAUUUGUAAAGGAAGGUGAUAUGAACACUGCACUGGCUGUUUACAGGGAGAUGUGUGAAGCUGGCCUUUUCCCCGAUGUUGUUACUUAUACCACUUUGAUCGAUGGGUUCUGUAAAAGACAAAAUAUAGAUGUUGCAUUAAAGAUGCAUAAUGAAAUGCGUGCUAAAGGUAUUCAAAUGGAUAUAACUGCGUAUAAUGUUCUUAUUGAUGCCUUUUGCAAAAGAGGUGACAUGAAGAGGGCAUAUGAACUUUUUGAUGAGAUCCUAGAAGUUGGUCUAUCUCCAAAUACGGCUGUUUACAAUACCAUGAUUGGUGGGUUUAGGGGCCUGUUUAAUAUGGAAGCAGCACUUGAUUUGUAUAAGAGAAUGAAAAAUGAGGGGAUUCAAUGUGAUUUGGCAACAUAUACCACUUUGAUUGAUGGGUUGCUAAAGGUUGGAAAUAUACUGCUCGCAUCGGACUUGUAUCAGGAGAUGCUUGCCAAGGAUAUAUUACCGGAUGUUGUUACAUUCUCUGUUUUAGUACGUGGUCUUUGUAAUAAAGGACAAUUGAAAAAUGCUCGCAAGAUCCUGGAAGAGAUGCUUAAAAAGAGCAUCACUCCUAAUGUACUGAUUUAUAAUACACUAAUUGCUGGAUAUUUCAGAGAGGGCAAUUUGCAAGAGGCUUUUAGGUUGCAUGAUGAAAUGCUUGACAGAGGUCUUGCACCUGACGAUACCACUUAUGACAUUCUUGUAAGUGGAAAGUUCAAAGAGAACAGCUCUCCGCUGGGAGCUUUAAGUGUAUGAAUUGUCACCUUGGUAUCAUUGACAGUCUACUUUUGUUGCUUCAAAGAACAAAAUUUCCUUGCAAGGACUUCAAAAUGGAGUGUUCAAAUCCAUGGAAGGUCUACAGGAGAAGUCAUUGUUGUUGUAAGCUUCAAUGCAGCCUUUUGGGCUUGAGGCCUUAUGCGGACAUGCUGAGAAGUUAAAAUGAAUGACACGAUGAAUUCUGGAUUUAACUGCUUCAAAUAUUUUAGGAUAUAUGGAACUCAUCUUUGGCCAGAAAUUGAAGACCACGAGUUUUCGCUUUCUGUUGUUGCAGCUGGAUCAAAGUAAAGAAAUAUAUGGAGCUCAGGUACAUGGUGUGUUAAACCAUCUCCAAGUGUGGAACUUACACCAAGUAAGUCACCAAGUUGCAAAACUAACGAGCAUCUCUGGGACAAAAUAGAUACCUUUUACUGAGUUCGGGCUCUUUUGCUGCAGAAGUUCUUGCAGCGUUGGGACUGUGGAUAAAAAGCGAGAGGGCGACCGUCCAUGAAUCAAAAUAUGACACUAUUCUUUGAUUUAUGGAUGGGUCAAGUAAAGAUGCAGGCAACUAGCACUCGGGAUGAGUUCUUAUAGAUUUGAGACCAGACCAGACCUGCCCUGCCCUGUCCCGAACCCAAAAAAUUGGAAGGUUGAGAUGAAGCUACACUCAUUUUGUAAAUUUUAAAAAAUAUAAGACGUUUAAUUAUUAUUAUUAUUAUUAUUCACAAUAAUUCAUCAAAACCAGUUUUUACAA